Myripristis murdjan (pinecone soldierfish) is the source of this 8014-nucleotide messenger RNA. It is a transcript of the gene akap12b, whose product is annotated as A kinase (PRKA) anchor protein 12b. Lineage: Eukaryota; Metazoa; Chordata; Actinopteri; Holocentriformes; Holocentridae. Bases 190 to 5211 code for a protein of 1673 amino acids. Gene Ontology annotation, molecular function: calmodulin binding; protein kinase A binding. Gene Ontology annotation, cellular component: cytoplasm. The transcript is spliced from 4 exons. Gene Ontology annotation, biological process: regulation of protein kinase C signaling; signal transduction. The record is from RefSeq and is a predicted model, not a curated record.
UCCAGAUUCAGGCUACCCCGGAGCGGUGCAGCACUACAGGGCUCGCGUUUUUGGACGCUCUCAGGAUCCUCGCCGCUGCAGACAGCCUCGUCAGUAUCGCCUCGGUCGUGUUCGGCGUGGGGGUUUUCAACACUAAACGGAACCAAAGACAAGAAGAGUUAGCCUGAUUUUUUUCCCCCCUUUUUCGUCAUGGGAGCCCAGACCUCACGGGACGGGAGGAGCCAGGAGGAUGCCUCAGCCUCAGCCUCCGCCUCAGCCCAGGAGUUAGGUGCGGAGGUGAAGUCAAUCCAGGAGGGGGACAGCGUCCUGGACUCCAAGCCUCUGCAGAAGAACGGACAGAUCUCCAGCAUGACCAGUUUAAAUGGACACUCAGAGGACAACACUCUGGCAGAAGUCGGCCAGCCAGACGGUGUGUCCGUUGCUCAGAAGGAAGAGGCUCCUGAGACCAUGGACACCAUCCAAGAUGAAGUCACUCCUCAGGUGAAUGGAGAGAAAGUGGAAAAAGAGUCUCCUGAUGCCAUUGAGGUCUCCACUACUGAGGAGAAGAAAGAGGAGGAGAAACCAGUCAGACAGAGCAGUGAAGUUGGCUUCAAGAAGAUCUUUCGUUUUGUGGGCUUUAGGUUCACACUGAAGAAAGACAAGGGUGAUGAGAAGGAGCCUGUGAAACUAAUAACAGUAAAAGAUAAGGAAGAAGAGGUCAGUGGGGCUGACACAGCUAAAGAUGCUAAGGAGGAGGCACCCAUAGCCGAGGUCUCAGCUGAAGAAAAGGUGGGUGAAACAGAGACAUCCACUACCGAGUCUGCCAAGGAGACAUCCACUACUGAGACUGCUAAGGAGACAUCCACUUCUGAGGCUACUAAGGAGACGUCCACUUCUGAGGCUGCUAAGGAGACAUCCACUGCCGAGGCUGCUAAGGAGGCAUCCACUGCCGAGGCUGCUAAGGAGGCAUCCACUGCCGAGGCUGAUAAGGAGGCUUCCACUUCCGAGGCUGUUGAGGAGGCUUCUACUUCUGAGGCUCCUAAGGAGACAUCCACUAUUGAGUCCGAUAAGGAGACCUCCACUACCGAGACUGCUAAGGAGACCUCCACUUCCGAGGCAGCUAAAGAGACCUCCACUUCCGAGGCUGCAAAGGAGACCUCCACUGCCGAGGAUGCCAAGGAAACCUCCACUUCUGAGGCUGAUAAGGAGGCUUCCACUUCUGAGAGUGCAAAGGAAGCUUCCACUUCUGAGACUGCUAAGGAGGCUUCAACUUCUGAAACUGCAAAAGAGGCUUCCACUUCCGAGACUGCAAAGGAGGCUUCCACUUCUGAGACUGCUAAGGAGGCCUCCACCUCUGAAACGGCUAAGGAGGCCUCCACUUCUGAGACUGCUAAAGAGGCGUCCACUUCCGAGGCAGCUAAAGAUACUGACGAGGCUGCAACCACUGAAGUCCCACCAGAAGGCACUGCAGCUGAAACUGUUGAUGAAGAAGCCAAGAAGGAGGGAGGUGAGAAGGAAUCUGAGUCCAGCCCACCACCCCAGGAGGUCCCACAGUCCACCUUCAGGAAAUUCUUCACAGUUGCAUCACUCUUCUCUAACCUGCGAAAGAAGUCUAGCAUCAAGAAGCCCAAAGACGAGGAAUCAGCUGUUGAAGAGGAGACACCUAAGGCGGAGGAGACUACUGAGGCUGUAAAAGAAGAGGAGAAGAAGGUUGAUGUAGAGCAAGAGGCAAAGGAGGAGCCACCAACUGUUACUUCUGAAGAGGCAAAAAAAGAUCUUUCCACAGAGCCUGAGGCUGCUGUGGAAAUCCCAGCUCCUGAAGCUGAUACUACAGAUGAGGCCAAACCAGAGGAAGGGGGAGAAGAAGUUUCUGCCGAGGAAGAAAAAGCUCCAGCAGAGGUGAGCUCUGAGGCUGAGCUUCUGUCAUCACAGGAGAGGACAAAGGUCCAAGGAAGCCCCUUGAAGAAGCUUUUCACUGGGGCAGGCCUGAAGAAGCUCUCCACCAAGAAACAAAAGAGCAAGAGAGAUGGUGAGACCAAGCUGACUGAAAGUGGAGAGCAGGCAGCUGAGCAAUUUCAGUCUUCCGCUGAGUCAACAGAGGUUCCUAAACCUGACGCUGGGGCCUCGUCUCCAGAGGAUUCAGGGGACCAUGUUGUUGCGGUGGAGGUAAGCCAGCCUGAACCUAGCCAAGAGGCUGAAGGAGAAGUUACCUCUGAUGGAGAAAAGAAGAAAGAGGGCAUUACUGCCUGGUCAUCCUUCAAGAAACUGGUGACUCCCAAGAAGCAUGUGAAGAAGUCUUCUGAGAGUGAAGAUGAAGCCACAGGUGACAAACCAGUGAAUUCAGCCACCCUAUCUUCUACUGAGAGUGCUGUCUUUGUAGAUAAGUGCAGUGAGGAGGAGGCUAAGGAUAAGGAUAAGCCCACUGAGGAAGAGCCAAACACUGAAAAUACUGAGAAACUGGCGAGCAGCACUGAGGAAUCCAAAAAGAAAAUGGACACCUCUGUUUCCUGGGAGGCUUUGAUGUGCAUGGGUGGCACCAAAAAGAGGACUAGGAGGACCUCUGACUCUGACGAUGAUGAAACCAAGAUUGACGAACCACCAACGGUAGAGGGAGAGCAAAAGAGCAAUACUGCGGAGGCCCUAGCUGUUGUUACUUCCCAAGAAGCUGAGACUGAAGGUGAGGUGGUUUCUUCACCUGAACCAUUAAGCAGCCCUCCUGAGAGAGAGUCUGCCUGGGACACACUGAAACGACUUAUGGUAAAGAAUAAGGCCAAAGUUGAGGAGAAGACAGAAGAGAGCUCAGAGCAAGUCCUAUCAGACAGUGAAGUCCCAAAAGAGGAGUCCUCGUUCUCAUUGAGAAAAUUCUUCCCUGGACGCAGGAAGAAGAAAAUUGAAAAACCACCCUCCCCUGAAGUGGUCCCAGCCGAGGAAGACUCUGACACUCCAGCUGUUGUUCCUCUCUCAGAAUAUGAUGUUGAGCCAGUUGAACAAGAACAAGAGCAACCAGAAACACCAGCAAUAGUCCAGACUACUGUGUCUGCUGAAGAGAGGUCCCCUUCUUGGAUCCCAGCCAAUGUAGAAGAUGUUAGUGACCAACAUGAUCAGCUGAGUGACAUCCCAGAAGAGGCAGAAAACGCUGCCACGCCAAAGUCUGCUGACACCACCAUUGCAGAGGACGAUAUUGAGGACCAGGCCAUGCAGUCCGCCGCAGCUCUGGACAGGGGGCGCAGGGGACGAAGACUGUCCACAGCUGAAGUGAAGCCUGUGGUCCCAGCUCCAUCUGCUGAAACCACCCCUGUUCCUCAGGGUCCCCAUUCAGAGAACACAGCAAUGAUUCGGGAGGGUGUGGUGGAGCAGGUCGCCGAAAUUCCUUACGAGACAUCUGUGAUAUCUCAAGAUGUACCAGCUGAGACCGCCACAGCCAAAAUCGAGCAUGAACCACAGGUUGAGCAUGCUGAGACCAAGGUGAAUAGAAUCCUGGAACCACACAUUUGUGCUGAGGCCAUGGCCAUCUGUACUGGCCUAGGGACCAAGGAGAUUGCAAAAUUGGCUCUUGAAAAGCCCGUCAUGCCCAUUUCAGAGUGUAUGUCUGUGAUCAGUGAUGCUCUAUGUGCAGAAGUUGUAGUUGAGGAGAAACCUUCAAAAAUUGAAAAUGCCAUCGUUACAGAAGACCCUGUCCUUGAGGCUCAAGUGCACCAAGUAGAAAUCACUAAGCUUGAGGCUCCCGUUCAAACUAUAGUGAAUGAAAUUCCUGAAGUUCAGUUUGCCAGUAGGGACCAUGAACCUCAAAUUGAGGUCGCUGCAGUUGUCAGCACUGUUGUGGAGGAAUCUGAAAUUGUGCAGCCCCCUGAGGUGAGGGCAAACUCUCCUAAAUCUAUACUGAUGAAUCCCAUCAUACCAACCAUUGAAGCAGCUGUCUAUACUGAAACCGCAGAAGUCACUCAACCAGCUGUGGAAAUCAAGGAAACCGAAAUACACAUGAAACAGUUUCGUGCCAUUGGAAAUAAUAUACCAGUACCUGAGAUGGCUCAUGCUGUGUCCCAUGAGAUGACUUCCACCCUGUCUGACACCACAAAUAACACUAUCAUGAAGGCCACUGAACCAGGCAUUGCUGUAGUGCUGCCUGAAGAGGUUGCCACUGUCAACGAAACAGUGAUUCUUGCCGGCCCAAAAGAGGAAAUGGUAAUGGGAAAAGCCUCAAUUUCAGAGCCUGUUAUUGGUCUACCAGGCCAAGUGCAGCCAAUCAUAAAGGUGACAGCAGUGGACAGUAGCAUCGGCAUGGUGGAGCAGGUUAAUGACAUUGAGGAACAGAGCAUGGUCAUUGCCCAGGCUGUCAUUCAGACUGCCAUGAAUAAAAUGUCAGAACCCAAGCCUGAACUCAGAAGGCCUCCCAGCCCCACAACCAUCAUCCCAGGGCCAGUCCAGGCUGUGGCAAAAAAAGAAGAAGAGAUUGAGAUAGAAACAGAGAAGCCUGUUAUCACUGAAGCUCCUGUUGUUGUCACCUGUGAAGCACCCGCACCACCAAAGUCACCAAAGUCACGCAAAACUCUCCAUGCUGCCAUCCAGGUCAUUGAUGCAAUUCCAGUAGAAUUCAUAGAGGGCCUUGAUGACCCUGCAGAGAAGGAGAAACCAAAAAAGGGACUUAAGCAAGCUGUGGAGGUAACAGCAAGUGAAGAGACUGUUAUAGUGGAAGAAGUAGUAGAAAUGUUAGAAAGCGAAACAGGCGGAGAGCUUGAAGAUGUUAAGAAGGAACAGAGCAAAGAAGACACAGUGACUCAGAAAGUUGUGCCAGCAACUGAUUCAUCAGAGGUAACCAAGGCUGAGGCUCCUAUAGAGGAGAAAAAAGAGAAAACAAUCCACAUGCCAGUCCAGGUGGUCCUACAUAUGGCGCAGGUGGUUGAAGAUCAAGCAGUGGAAGAAGAGGCUCUGGUGGAGUUUGACAGCAAUGGUCCCAUUAACUCUAUGCCAGCAGCCAAAUCCCCCAAGAAAGGUGAUAGCCCUUCAAGUCAGAAGCCAUUGUCAGACAGUCUCCCUACACUGUACGAAGAGCCUCAAACGAUAGCUUCAACAGAUGUUGCUGCUCCCAGCCAAGGGGCAGCUGCCAGUCCAGCAGAGACAGAGAAAGCAGCGUCGGGGAAAUGUGCAGAAGUGAUGGCACAGGUGAUCGAAGUGAUUGAGGAGGCAGUGAAGGAGAUUGAACCUGUCUCCACACAAAUCACAGCAGCAUCAUGAGCAGUUGAAGAUACACGACUGAUGCCUGGGAGACAAAAUGUCUGGACCAGGACAUGAGUGAUGAGGGAGAGUGAGCUUGAGAGAGAGAAAGAGAGAGAGAGAGGCUGCUCUGUGGCAACACACUGAGACUGGGCUCUGCGCCACCCUGCCCAGAGACUGAGCAACAGCCACACCCUCCUCUCCCACCCCAUCCCCUGCACCCCACCCCUGUCCUGCAGGAACAGCCCAGUCACAGAAUAGUGACGUCCCUCCUUCAUAUCCACGCCACCAGGGGCAAAGCUACACCAACCACCCUGCACUUACACUCACAUACACACACACGCACACAAACACACACACAUGCACACACACUCAGACACAUCUCAUCACAGUCCUGUGUCCCAGAAGCAUCUGGCUUGCAAUCAGUGUGAUGUAUAUUCAUCGUCUCCUGUGAUGUACGUUCAGUGUCUCAAUGACCUUCCAUUGCCCUUGUUACAUUGGAAAGAGUCUGCAUCCUGGUUGAGAGGCUGUGUUUUUGUGCAUGUGUGUAUGUGUAUGUGUGUGCAUGCGUGUGUGUGUGUGUGUGUGUGUGUGUGUGUAUGCAAGUGGCUGUAUGUGAAUAUUAGUGAGAGUGAGACAGUGUGUGUGCAGGUGAGGAGAUGGAGGACUGUUGUCUUGUAUAUUGUAUUUAUAUCUUAAGUAUUCUUUUAUUCACUCCUAGCCUCAAGUCUUUUUUGUUUUAUUUUUUACUAUUUCUUAUUUUAUGGAAUUUGUUGCAUCUUCUAAAUGUCCAUAUGGAAGCUGUGAUGCACUAGGCAAUAUUUUAAGGGCAAUCAAAGCAAACAAUUGAAAGUGAGAAGCAGUAAAAUACACGGUAAAGUUUAUCCGGGCAAAGGGAGGUUGCCUGAAAAUCCAUGUGAAAAUGUCAGAUAUUGAGAACAUUAUCUGUUGGGUGUUGCCUGAAAAGUUGCCCAGCGUAUCACAGCCCUAAUAGUCAGUUUCAAAGAUUAUUUCAGGAUUCUGUAGAUUAUAACUAAGCUAUGGUACAGAUAUGAUUCCAGUGACAGUGUGUCGUAAACACUGCAAACAUUAACUUACUGUGACAGGAGGACAGGGAGUAUGAUGUUAUUUUACAGAAGCACACCAUGUUUGACUUGUGACACUUUCUCUUGUCCCACUGUGUUUUUCCUCACUCUCCACUGCACCCGUUAUUCUUCGUGUAGAUAAGAAAAAUAUCACUUGAUUUACUGUGAAAACGCGUUGUUGCUCAAGUAUGUCUUUGAAUUUCAUGUGAAGAUAUAAUAAAACGCUAUUAUCCCACCCUCAUGUGAUCAUGUUGGAGAGGUAUUUAGUAAACAGUGACGUGCAAAGGCUAUGUAUCCCGUAUGUUUUGCCACUGAAUGAGUUAUACAACAUAUGCACAUGCAUGUGACUUAAACGCAGCAUGUCAUGUGCACAAUGUUUAGAGGACAUGGCUUUUGAAUUAACUUUCAACUCAUGUAUUGCUGGUGUGUAGUAAUUUCAUUAGGUUUAACAGCUUGGUCACUACCUUGUAUUGUAUAACUGGAUAGAAAGAAAGUAUCUCAGCGCCCUCUGUUGCCUAAUAUGAAUACUACACACUUCUUACUAAUUGCAGUGGUGUUAUUCUCACUUAUGUGUGUGACUUCAUAUUUAUGCUGUAAUAGGGGUGAUAACGUUUGAAAAUGCUCUUUGUUCAGAAUAACCUACACAGUUCAUAUAUUUGAUGCUAAACCUGCACUAUAAUGUGUUUUUCACCCUGCAUGAUAGCUCAGGUUCAUUAAACUGGCACCAGGGAGGACGUAGACCGCACAAACACUGAUCAGAUGGGAAAUUAAACGGCGCAGACAUUGCAUGGUACCAGAUAAAAAUAGACGCUCCUUUUGCUCUUAAUUUAAAAGCCAAAUUGAAUUAGGAUCAUUUAGGGAGUCAUGGUCCUUUGGUUGCUCACAGGAUGAGACAUCAGUUGCAUCCAAUUAAAUUCCUCAGCUCCUAUACAGACGCUCAUCUUGAUUCACCCAUAAAAUUUAACUUAAGUUCCGAAGUCAACACUUAUGGAAAAUUAUAUUGAGAUUUGUCAGUUUUGCUUGUAUGUUGGGAGUGUGGAAGAUGUGUUUGGGAUAGAGAAAUGUCUAAAACAUUGCUUGGACCCAAUUUGACAGCCAUACCAAAUAUUUUGUUAUGGGUUAUACUGGUAUUUCUUUCUUUCUUUCUUUCUUUUAAUUAACUUCCAACCAAAUUUGGCAAACCUGCAUUGUCGCUCAUUCUGACAUCAUGUGAAGCAAACCUUGACUGCUCCUGUAAUCUCUAGAUGUCCAUGUGGUGGUUGACACCAGCAGCUCUGCAGGCGUUUCAAUAAGCUGUACGACCAAAUGAGAGAAAGAUGGAGGAUGUGUAGACUGCUUCACUUAACUUUACUAUAGUAUGGGUGUGUCACAUCCAUAGUACUUGCUUUAUGUAAAAUAAAAGUUUGAAAAAAAGACAGAAUAAAAAAAAAAAAAAAAAAAAAAAAAGACUAUUGCUCUUGCUGCUUAAUGUAAUUCAUCUGGUUAGGGCGCCGGCCCACCUUCAGUCCUCCCCAGCUUUUUGUAACACACUCUUAACUGUGAACCUGGUAACAUUUGUACAGAUUGUAUACCUAUGUACUUAAAAAUCAUAUUGUUGUAAUAAUAACAAAUAACCUGUAGGCAUUUAGCAUAAUACACAUGUAGCAUGGUCUUAAUUCUGUCUUUUAUAUUUUCCAAGCUGUUAAUAGUAAGGAUACAGAAACCUGUCUAUUUCAUUCAAUAAAGGUAGAAAAAAUGUG